AUGAUGGGAAAAGAAGAUUUUUCAGCGAGCUCAGGCUGGUUAGAUAAAUUUAAGUUACGGCAUGGUAUUCGUUAUCUAAAAAUUUGUGGUGAAAAAGUUUCCAGCGAUGAAAGCGCCGUAGAGCCUUUUAAAAAAAAGUUUGCCGACAUUGUUGCUGAGAUGGAUUUGAGUAAAGAGCAAGUUUAUAAUGCAGACGAAUCUGCAGCUUUCUGGAGAGUGUUGCCUGGUAACACAUGGGUGCAUACAAAGGAAAAAUCAGCCCCAGGCAGAAAAAUUUCCAAAGAUCGUGUGACAUUUAUGCCAUGUUCAAAUGCUGCAGGAACACAUAAACUGCCUCUUUUGGUUAUUGGCAAAUCUGCUAAUCCAAGAGCUUUUAAAGGUUAUAAAAUUCCAGUGCCUAUGGAUCAAAAUUUAAUACAAAACGUAAAGGUUAAUUACAGAAAACAAUUACUGCAACAUAUUUUAUCAGAAAAUGAUGAUAACGUCGACGUGGUUAAAGUUUUAAAAAUGUUUAGCCUUAAAGAUGCUGUUUAUUUCUUGGACUUAGCUUGGCAAAGCAUUAGUGAACAAAAUAUUCAGAAAAGCUGGUCUGCAUUGUGGCCAAGAACUGCAGCGUGCUGGGAUGAUGAAGAUAUGAUACCGCUUCAGGUUCUGCGUCAUGAACUGCAGUCUGAUAGCAUCUAUGAUGGCUUAAAAUCCAUCCAAAAUAUGAUUGGAACUAUGAACAUCAGUAAUGACAUAACUGAAGAAGAUAUCAAUGAUUGGGCAACUGGUGCAAAUGAAGUUUUAUUAGAUUUUUCCGAUGAAGAAAUAAUACAACACGCUAAACGAAAGGAAUCGCCAGUGCUGCUUACGGACUCUGAAGACGACUUUGUAGAAAUGGAUGCAAAAACAAAGAUAUCUAAUGCAGAUGCAAAGAAAUCAUUUUCAGUUUGUAUUCAGUGGGCUGAGGAGAAUAAUAUAGAUAUGCAGGAUAUUCUAUUGUUGAAGAGGCUACAACAAAAAGCUGAAAUCAACCACCUCAAUAAAAUUAGUCAGCAAAAAAUAACUUCGUUUUUUAAUAAAUCAUAG
Molecule: messenger RNA, 1071 nt
Organism: Calliphora vicina (urban bluebottle blowfly)
Lineage: Eukaryota; Metazoa; Arthropoda; Insecta; Diptera; Calliphoridae
Product: tigger transposable element-derived protein 6-like
Exons: 2
Coding region: 1-1071 (356 amino acids)
Cellular component (GO): nucleus
Molecular function (GO): DNA binding
Source: RefSeq, a predicted model, not a curated record